GUCAUCACUGAGCUCGUUUCUUGCAGGGGCUAGACCACUAAAUAAGUCACUGGGAUAAAGCAUGAAUAUUUUGCUUGGAGGAGUAGGAUUGACAAAGGGCAAUGGGAGGAGGUCCAGGCCAAGGAAAUUUGUGAGGGCCUUAAAAGGGAGCCCUAGUAGUGCAGUGAUUAAGAGCUGGGCUGCUAACCAAAAGGUCAGCCAUUCGAAUCCACCAGUCACUUCUUAGAAAUCAUAUGGGGCAGCUCUACUCUGUCCUAUAGGGUGGCUAUGAGUUGGAAUCUUCUCUAAGACAACUGCUUCGGUUUUUUGGUUUUGAUCCAAAAGAGAAUAGGGAGUGGUCAAAGACAGAGAAUAGGAAGUGGUCCAAAAGAGAGAGUAAGAAGUAGUCAAAGACAAGGAACAGGGAGUGAUAUUGGUGGAACCAGGAUAAGGGUCAUGUAUGAGGCCUUAGUGAGUAGGGAGUGGUCAAGGACAGAAAGUAGGGUGUGGUAAAAGAACUGAAACACAUCAUCUGGAACCUAGAAAGCUGUGCAAGAUGGGCCUGGAGAGGUGGGCUGGGUGUGGUCACUGGGGACAUUGUAAACCACAGUGAGGGCCUUCAUCCUAAAGGGAGCCAUGAAAAAGCUCUAACAAGGUGUGGCAUGGCCACAUUUGCCUUUCUCUCAGGAGCACUACAGGAAGCUCAACCGUCGGCUGUUGGAGAGAAGGGGGCAGUGGCACUGAAAGACCUCCAGGCUGGUCAUGGCCCUGAGUCCAGGAGUUAGUCUGACUCUCCGUGAAAACUCAAAGAUGACGCCAAGUCUCAACGCCAGUGAGGCCCCUGUUUUAGGCUCUGGCACUGUCUCUGUGCCCAACCCAGAUGUGGCCCUUGUUCCUACCUUGAAUCUACCCUUGAGUUCUGGCUUGGCUCUUGUUUCAGACCUUAACCCAGCUCUGAGUCCUGUCUCAGGGGAAACCCCUGGCCUGAUGUCUGAUAGCACCCCCAGACCUGGGGACACUAAAGCCCCGGUUCCAGCCUCCCUCCAGACUCCCAGUUCCCACCCUGCUGAGGCUGUGGGCUCGGAUUCGAACCACAUCUCAAAGCCUGACUCCUGUGGGCCCCUUUGUCCAGCCUCAAAUCUCAUCCUGAGCCCUGGCUUUACUGAGGCCCCUGAUCUAAGCUCGGACAACCACUCUGGGCCAAAUUCUGAGGAGACCUUCAAUGCCCUCUCAAGCAAGGUUUUUGGUUUGGGUCAGAGUAACUCCAAUCCUUCCAGGCCUGAAUCAAACCCAUUUGUAAGGCCCCAUUCAAAAGAGGCCCUGGUGAUGGGCCACAGCGUUUCCAGGCCAGGCUCAAAAGCAGUUCUUAUUCCAGCCUUAAGCACUUCUCUGGAUCCUGACUCAGGAAAUGUCUCUAUACUGGAUCUGGAUGCCACUCCAGGGACCCCCAUCCCAGACACAAGUGAAACCAUCACUUUGUCUUCCCAUAACAUCUCUGAGUCUGUUUCUAAAGGAGCCUUGGAUGCAACCUGGAACACAAGCUCCAGGGGCACCAUCAAUGUGGUUUCAAAUGUCAACCCCAGAUCUGAUUUGAACGUGACCUUCACUAAGGUUUCAUGCAUGACCCUGAAUCCCUGCUACACUGACGGUAUCAGCCUGCACUCCAGCACCCAUGGGCCCAACUGUGCCCUCUUUCCAUCCUCGUGCAUGACCCUGGUCCUGGGCUCCAAUGAGACCCUGAGCAUGGGCUCCAGCCUCCUCUUCAGCGACACCUCCACCCUGACUCUGAGCAGUCAGCCAGAUUAUUCCGAGGACAACAGCAUUCGCACCAUACCCCUGGAUGAAAAUCUGGACGGCUGGAGCGAGGCGACCAAUGUUGAGGCAGGCAAGUUCCCCCUGGGGUUCUCCACCUCUGACACCAAGGAUAAGGAUACCACGGUCUUCCAAAACAUCCCUGAGGGAAUCUUCGAUGAGGUGCUCUCUUGUCUGGUGAAGAUGCCUGGGAAGAGAGAGGAUGAAAGCAACAUGGCUCUGGUCGAGAAUGGCCUCACCAUCCAGAAGGGUCAGAAUCUGCUGGACUCAGAAGGAGAGAAGAAGAUCCUGAUGCAGAAGAUGAUGAAGCAGAUCCAAGAGGAGCCACUGGAUUCCCUCUCGAGCAGUGUUCGCCGGCAGGCCAUGGAGACCCUGACCCAGCUGAGUCACAAGCAGCCAGUCCUGGGGUUGCGGGAGAGGUCAGAGCUGGUGAAUGUGUGCGUGAAGAGUGUGUUCUCCUUGCCCUCUGUGCAGGCCAUGCAAGAGAGAGAUGAAGCCAAGGCUGAGGCCAUACAGGUACUUUAUCAUCAGACCCUGGACGCCCUGCAGACACUGCUCAACGCCCUCUUUGUUGAGGACCCCACUCCUGCUGGGCUGAAGAGCAUCUUGGAGCCCCUGGGGCCCUGGAUGAACUCUGGGAAAGCCCAUGAGAGAGCGCGGGCUGUAAACAGCAAUGUCUCCGUGUUGAACCACACACUUCUGACUCUGCCUUUCUUUAUGUCCUCGGGGUUCCCGGCACUGGGGCUUCUGCUGGGGAGGCUCAUCCUUCGCAUCGGGGAUCCUGACGAGGAGAUCGGCCGGGAAGCUCUGGACGGCAUCACCAUCCUUUACACCAUUCUGGAGCUCCAAAAGAGAGCCAGAGACAAGGAGCAGACCAACAAGAUGGACCUCUACGAGAGCAACAAGCGCUUCCUGGGGCCCUAUAACCCCGUCAGCCCGUGCCAGAACAUCCUGCGUGUGAUCGCGGAAUUUGGGGACUUCCUGGGACCCCAACAGGUAAAGGACCUGCUGCUGGCAGCCCUGGAAGGGUUGAAGAGUGGCUCAGAGGCUCUUGGGAAGGACUCGGGGGAGAUGAUGCAGCUGGCUUCGGAAGUCACGCUCAGCUCGGUGCUGGAGUGGUACCGGCACAGGGCGCUGGAGGUGAUCCCGGAAAUCAUGCAGGCCAUCUACGUGCAGCUGAGCCACAUCCAGGAGCCACGGGCCCGCGAGGUGGCCCUGCUGCCUGUCUCCCUUCUGGCCAGCUCCUUCAUGACUGAGGUGGUUGUGGCCCUGCUCAUGUGCCCCCUCCCACUGGACAGCAAUGGAGCAGAGAUGUGGAGGCAGCUAAUACUGCGCAAGCCCAGCUGUGAUGUCCGAGACCUCCUGGAUCUACUGCUGACCAGCCUGAAGGAGAAGCCUGUCACUAAGAAGGGCCGGGCCUCCAUCGUGCCCCUAGCGGCAGCCAGCGGCCUGUGUGAGCUCCUGUCUGUCAACAGCUGCAUGGGUCGCGUAAGGCGAAUCUACCCCCAGCUGCUCCUGGCCCUGCUCAUUCAAGUCCACUACCACAUCGGCCUCAACCUGCCUGGCCGUGUGUCCUCCCGCAAGGACACCAAUAAGGAUGCACAGCUGCCUGCCUUCGUACCUGUCCGCUGGGUGGUGAAAGUGGUGAAAACCCUGCUGCUGAAGAUGGGUUGCUCCUAUGAGGCCACCUUUCUGGAGGACCAGGGCGGCUGGGACUUCUUGGAGCAGGCUGAGAACCACCACCGUGGAGUGUCCUUGCUGGCAAGGGCUAUGGUGCACUACUCCUGCCAGGAGCUGUGCCGCAUUCUCUACCUGCUCAUCCCACUCCUGGAGCGAGGCGACGAGAAGCACAAGAUCACCGCCACCGCCUUCUUCGUGGAGCUCCUCCAGAUGGAGCAGGUACGGCGGAUCCCUGAGGAGUACUCUCUGGGGCGGAUGGCGGAAGGCCUGAGCCACCGCGACCCCAUCAUGAAGGUGCUGUCCAUCCGUGGCCUGGUCAUCCUGGCCCGCAGGACUGAGAAGACAGCCAAGGUGCAGGCUCUCCUACCCUCCAUGGUAAAGGGCCUGCAGAGUGUGGAUGGGCAGCUGGUGGUAGAGGCAGUCCACAGCCUCAAGACUAUCUUCAAGGGGCAGGACCGGAAGCUUUCGGACAGCUCGGUCUAUGUGGAGAUGCUGCAGGUCCUGCUGCCACACUUCAGUGAUUCACGAGAGGACGUACGCUGCUCCUGCAUCAACCUGUACGGGAAGGUGGUCCAGAAGCUGCGGUCCCCAUGCACCGCGGCCAUGGAGGAGCAGCUCAUCAGCACCUUGGUGCCCCUGUUGCUGGUCAUGCAAGAGGGCAACGCCGAGGUGAGCCAGAAAUGUGUGAAGACCCUGUUCCGCUGUUCUUGCUUCAUGGGUUGGGAGUUGCCAAAAAGAGCUUACAGCCGGAAGCCCUGGGACAACCAUCAGCAGACAGUGGCCAAAAUCUGCAAGUACCUUGUGAACAUUCACGGAGACAGUGCCUCCAAGUUCCUCAGCCAGAGCCUGGAGUAUGCCAAGAACUCCCGGGCCUCCCUCCGGAAGUCCUCAGUCAUGUUCAUAGGGUUCCUGGUCCCCUGUAUGGAGAGCAUAAUGACAGAAGAUUGUCUGAAUGAAGUUAAAGCCGCUCUGGAAAACUUGAGACAUGACCCAGAAGCAUCAGUGUGCAUCUGUGCGGCCCAGGCCCAGGACCACAUCCUGGCCAGCUGCUGGAGGAACUCCUGGCCGCUGCCACAUGGAGAUUCUUGGGUGUGCGACCCAGCCACCACACACCGCUGGAGCCCCAGCUGUGAGAACCUGCCCACUUCCCACCAGCGACGCUCCUGGAUCAUGCAGGCACUGGGCUCCUGGAAGAUGUCCCUGAAACAGUGACGUCCCUGAGCCCCUAGCCCUCCUCGGGGUGGUCACAGCCCCAGCCAUGCUCCAUAUAAAUCCCACAUGGCUUACCUUUUCCUCCUGAGUGUUCCUCAUUGGAGAGGUCUGGGCCCAACCAGCCUGCCAGGAGGGCAGAGCCCUUUCCCACCAUCACUUUGAGAUGAGCGUGGCCUUCGUUCAUUGACUCAGUCAGCACUCACUGGCUCACGUAGGCUGUUUGUCCACCUUUCAUAAGUGAGGCAGCUGAGACUCAGAGAGGUGAAGUGACUGGCCCAUGGCCAUGCAGUAAGUAGGCUGGUGUCUCAGUCCUCCACACCCUCCCUCCCCCGGACUCCAAAGGCAAUUAUCAAAACAAAAGGAGAUGAUGAUUUUGGUGAGCUUUGGGAGAUCUCUGAGUCCCAUCUUUAAGUCUUUGCCCAGAGAUUGGCCACAACUCAUUUGGGCAAUGUUUACUGAGUACUUACCCCAGGCCAGGUAUUCUCUGGGUGCUAGUGAUACAGACAGGAAGGAGACCCAACCCUGGGCCCCGAGUUCAUAGUCUAAUACAGUGAUUCUGAACCGAGGGGGGAUAUCUGGAGAUGUUUUUGGUUGUUAUAACUGGGGAGAGGUGGAGAGUUGCUAUUUGCAUCUAGUAAGCAGAGGCCAAGAAUGCCGCUACACAUUCUACUAUGCACAGGACACAUCCCACAACAAAGAAUUAUCCAGCCCCAGAUGUCAAUAGUGCUGAGACAAUGAAGUCACAAAUAGCACAGCAGGACAGUGCAGUAAUGAGGGGAGGCAUGGGUUUGUGGAGUCCAGAGAAGGUACAUAGCCCAGCUGGGGUCUAGAGUAUCAGGGAAGGCUUCCCAGAGAAGGGACCUCCCCCUAAAAAUAUGUGUUCAGAUUCUAACCCUUGUGCCUAUAAAUAUAACUGUGUUUGUAAAUAGGAGUUUCUUUAGUUAUGUUAAUGAAGUAUCACACCAGAGUAGGGUGGGUCCUGAACCUAAUCACUCCUGAAUUAUAAAAAGAGCAGAAUAGACACACAGAGAAGAGACAGACAUCAAGAAAUGUCAAGGAACUCCAAGGAUUGCUGGCAGCAACUAGAUGCUGAAAUAGCCAAAAAAAAAAAAAAAAUACUUCCACCUAGAGACAUGCCCUGAAUUGAGUCUAGCCUCCAGAACUGUGGAAAAAUAAAUUUAUGUUCUUUAAAGUGACCUAUUUGAGGUAUUUUUGUUAUGGCAGCUCUAGGUACCUAAGACAGUGCAUGUGUAUGGAGGA
Loxodonta africana (African savanna elephant) is the source of this 5943-nucleotide messenger RNA. RefSeq names its product maestro heat like repeat family member 7 (gene MROH7). Lineage: Eukaryota; Metazoa; Chordata; Mammalia; Proboscidea; Elephantidae. Gene Ontology annotation, cellular component: cytoplasm. The transcript has 22 exons. Bases 742 to 4683 code for a protein of 1313 amino acids. The record is from RefSeq and is a predicted model, not a curated record.